Branchiostoma floridae (Florida lancelet) is the source of this 2901-nucleotide messenger RNA. Its product is annotated as fibrinogen-like protein 1. The transcript is spliced from 4 exons. The record is from RefSeq and is a predicted model, not a curated record. Bases 394 to 1650 code for a protein of 418 amino acids. NCBI's taxonomy places the organism in Eukaryota, Metazoa, Chordata, Leptocardii, Amphioxiformes, Branchiostomatidae.
CAUCGCGGUCCGCACAUGCGCAGAGCCAGCCCCAACCCUGGCCGCUUGCCUGAGCACUCUUCAUUUGUUGCAAAUGGAACCGCUAGAUCGACCUUUACCAGACGUAAGUCUGUAAAUCCCUACGUCCUUUCAUUAAGAUGAGUGAAAAGAUAGAUCCCUGUAGGACAUUUACCCAAUCGUACAUCGGUAAAUGUCUAGGCGGAGGAGGAGGGAAGGGGUCUGUGCUAAAGUGGUUGUGAACAAUGCCUCAGGCUUUACGAAUAAGGGCUACAUUGCCGGAGCCAGAGCCUGCUUCAUUUGCCGGAGGUGGGCCAUGCAUCAAGCUGUCAUGUCAUAGAGCAUGUGUGGUGGUGUGCUCGCCUUCUACACAGGACCGUUCCGUGGCAGUCAGGGAUGCAGUGUAUCUGUGCUGUUCCAGAGGAGGAAGAUAAGGGCCGCUCUGACAGCCGAGGCGAGCCUUCGUACGAACUGAAAUGUCUGCAGAUGGGAGACCACCACGACAUGGCAGACUCGGCUAACACCUCGGACAAGUGCAAGCGGAGGAAAGUGCUGUACUCCCUGAACAACCACAGGCACCGGCUGCGACUGUGCUGCACAAUACUGUCCUGGGUGGUUCUGCUGUCGCUAACUUCGUUCGUCAUAUGGCUUCACCUAAGGAUGGAGGGCUUGCGCACGGAGAAGGACCUACUCACGGACAAAGUUUUAAAAGACGCCCAGCUGCUGGCUUCCCUGCAGUACAGAACGGGUCAGCUGGUCAGCGAGAAGGCAGAACUAGACAACAAACUUACCUACGGGAUCUGCGAGAUAGAGAAGCUUCAGAACACGUCCGUGGUUCUUAGAACAAGGUUGAACGAUGUCUCCAAGGACCUCACGGACAAGGGCUCGACUCUGAGGACUGUCAGGGAUCGUCUCAUCAUGCUGGGUGGCUGUGACAAUUGUUUAAUCAGAGAUUGCUCAGAUGCAAAAGUGUGGAACGCUCUAGAUGGCGUGUACCCGAUCUGGCCGAGAAACUUCACCAAUGCCCUGUACGUGUACUGUGACAUGAGUUCGGAAGGCGGUGGAUGGACCCUUAUCCAAAGACGUCUGGACGGCAGUGUCAAGUUCAACAGAAGCUGGCAGGAUUAUCGUGACGGCUUCGGCGACCUGGCUGGCGAACUAUGGAUCGGCAACGAAAACUUGUACUACCUUCUCAGUCAGAAAGACUACAAGCUGAGAAUUGACUUGGAAGAUUGGGAUGGGAACAGAAGCUUCGCAGAAUACGACUCAUUUCGCAUAGAAUCAGAGGAAGAUAAUUAUAGGCUAAGGCUUGGGACGUAUAUUGCUGGUAACGCCGGGGACUCCAUGACGGGAGGUAAUUCCACAUUCCAGAUUUUCAAUAGAAAUCUUAACAACAUGCAAUUCAGCACUAUUGACAGGGACAAUGACGCAUCGACCAAGCAGAACUGCGCGCGCCAGUACAAAGGCGGUUGGUGGUAUAAAGACUGUUACUCUGCCAACUUGAACGGUUUAUACUAUAAGGUGGGGAAGUACGGAGUGAAAGGAGCUCCGUCCAGUCCUGUGCAGGAUGGGAUAGAGUGGUUCACGUGGACGGGGUGGUACUACUCACUCAAGGCCGUGUCCAUGAAAGUCAAGCCGGCCGCGGCUCUGUAGCAUAUUCAACAUCACGUAUUUCAUAAUUACCCGCGAUACCAGGUAGUUUUAUUAUUCUACGCAGGGCCUUGUCCGUGCUCAAUACAAUUUACCUUGUGGCGGCUCUAAACCGAGCUGAGAAUUCCACAUUUGUGGGCGUGACCUCUAUUCUACUGUCAGCCAAUCAGAGAAUGUACAGCCUAUCUAUUCUCUAAUUGACUGACAGCUAUGCCCGCAAAGUGGAAGCCUAAGGCCAGGUAAGCAGAGCCUGCCCAAGGUAUAUUACAAAGGGUGCGUGCAAGGCUCUGCUAAGGAGAUUGGAUAUAGAUAGUCCAGAAUGCAGCUUGUACAUCCUUCAUUAUCAGUUCAGGUGUUAGAAAGUCAUACGGCUAGAGUAUCUUACUAUGAUUCAUACAAUCGUUUACGAUAUAUUUUUCAACUUCUCUCGAUUUUUCUGCUAUCACCGGUUAUGUGCAUUCGGGAAGUAAAAAAACUCUAGUAUACUAGUUGAGCUCUAGAUAUAGCAAAAAUGCGUUAUGAUAUUCGAUGCAUAGAAGUAAAAGUGGAUAAACUAGUAGUCAGGUCGUUUAGUGUGUUGACGUUAGAUUUGUGUUUUCCAGUUGUAUUUUGUAUUAGUAGAGAAGACGUUGCCGUUGUAGAAAACAAAGGAUAUUUUAAGACAUUGCUUAUUCGGUACAUAUCAACUCCAUGCUAUGAAUUAGAUUUGUACGAGAAACCACUGUCUACAUCGUUACAGCAUUUUCCUAUGCAGAGUCUCGGCCUUUAAACACUGGAGAGACUCUGCUAAAUCGGGCUGAGAUUUCCACUUUUGAUUGGUUUAUCAUUUGGUAGCCAAUCAGAGAACGUUUUCGUCAGACAAUCCGACUCUGGUUGGCUGACAACUGACUAGAGACCACAACCAAAGAAGCGGAAAAUUCAAUUAGGUAUAGCAGAGUCUCUAAAAGGUAUAUUGUACAGAAGCUCUGCGUAGACGAAUGCAUUGCACAUGACUGGUUGAAAAAGUACAAGUAGGAAAAUGUAGAAAGUGAGGUUUCAUAUUACAACUUGUGUCAUACGAGAACAUAGCAAUAAACUCGACCUUGAAUUGUAUUUACUGAGUACAAAAUGCUCCCGUAAUGAAAUUUUGAUGAUAGCGUAAUGUUUUCAAUAAUGGUAGACUCAUACGUACAAUUUCUCUCCGGAUAUGUACGGUAUUUGCAUCGUCAGCAAUAGAUCUACAUCUGCAAUAAACGUUUCUGUGCAAGCGUUAUU